This is a messenger RNA of Symbiodinium pilosum, 1119 nucleotides long. The record is from the annotation of a GenBank genome assembly. Lineage: Eukaryota; Dinophyceae; Suessiales; Symbiodiniaceae.
GUCGUGAUCGGCAUUGACAGCCACCUGUCUCUUCCUUCGGGGCCAGAUGGAAUCAAGGGUGUAGGGCUCCGGUGGGCUGCUCAAGCCGAGAUAUUCUUCCUGGUUAUCUACACGCUGGAGCUGUCCAUCCGAGCAAUUGCCAUGCAGUCGCAGGUCAUUCGGGAUGGCUGGUUCAUCUUCGACGCCGCCCUGGUCACCAGCGCAUAUGUGGAACAAGUUUUAUCCUUCACCUCAUUCCAGAAUGAACAGCAGCUCCUCAUCUUGCGGCUGCUUCGACUCAUCCGACUGGUGCGAACCUUCCGGAUGAUUCGGCAGAUCAAGUCCAUUUGGAGACUUUUGUAUGGCCUCCUGACCUGUGGCGAACUGCUGAUCUCCACCUUUGCGCUUCUUGGGAUGGUUCUGUACGUAUUUGCAGUGCUGGGGCUGGAAGUCAUUGCUUCGAACGACGAGCUCCUGAAAGACGACACCACACGCCCUAUUCUCGACGAGCGGUUUAGCUCGCUGGGCGUGACGAUGAUGACCUUGACACAGUUUGUCACGCUGGACUCCCUUUCCAACUUGUACCUGCCGCUGAUCAAAAAGAAUGCCUGGCUCAUGAUCUACUUCACGGCCCUGAUCACCAUUGUAUCUAUUGCGCUCAUGAACUUGGUCACUGCGGUGCUCGUCGAGGGCGCUCUGGAGCAUGCGCGGCAGGACCGGGAGCUAGAGGCCAAAGUCGGAGUGGUCACUGCCAAGCAAAUGCUACCUGGCAUUCUGUCACUCUUCGAUGCAGUGGACCAAGACGGCAGCGGGGAGAUUGUGAUUGAGGAGAUGGAGAAGUUCGAGAAUAGCGGACUCCACCAGGUCCCUCCCCAUUUCCUGGACAGGGCCUCUGUGGAAAGCAUGACGGAGCUCUUCGACAUGUUGGACGUGGACAAAUCUGGGCGCAUAAACAAGGAUGAGUUUACUGAGGGAAUUCUGGACAUUUUCCUCCGAGAUGUCCCACUGUCAUCACUGCAGAUGAUGAAGAUGUUGCGCAUCUUACACAAGUCGACGCAAACCUUGGAGGUUGAGCUGGAUGUCGUGAAGGGAAUCAUUCAUGACUUUCGGCACCCGGGUCAAAACACCAUUGCAUUUUAG